UGUCAUCUCUACUUGUUUUUCGGCAGAAAAAAUUACUUUCGUCGGCGAACUUUUUAAUAUUUCUGAAUAAAACCAAAUAAAAUGGGCACCAAACGACCCCACAACAGUGUGGUGCUGGCCCAGGAGUCAAAACGCAGUAAAAAUGAUAUAAUGGCAUACACAAAUCGGGAUAAAGCACUAUUGGAAUCGGGUGUACGAAGAACAUCGAAUCUGCAGGCACCCAUAAUGCAAUUGGAGGGACACGAGGGAGAGAUCUUUACGACAGAAUUCCAUCCAGAAGGAGAACUGCUUCUGUCCUCCGGCUUCGAUCGCCAGCUCUAUAUUUGGCAAGUCUAUGAUGACUGUGAGAAUGUCAUGGCCAUGUCCGGGCACACUGGAGCCGUGAUGGAGGCUCAUUUUACGCCCGAUGGCUCGCACAUCUUCACCUGCUCCACAGACAAAACCCUGGCCAUAUGGGAUAUAGUCACGGGGCAGCGUUUGCGUCGAUUCAAGGGCCACACGAGCUUCGUGAACAGUGUCCAGGGCACGAGGCGGGGACAGCAACUGCUGUGCUCCGGCAGCGAUGAUCGCGGCAUUAGGAUUUGGGAUGCAAGGAAGAAACACGCCGUGCAGACCCUCGAGUCGCCCUAUCAGGUGACAUCUGUGUGCUUUGGCGACACUGGCGAGCAGGUCAUCACGGGCGGCAUCGACAAUGAGCUGAAGAUCUGGGACAUACGCAAGCAGGAGGUGCUGCACCAUCUGCGUGGACACACGGACACCAUCACGGGCAUGUCUCUCUCGCCAGAAGGAGACUUUGUGCUCACCAACUCCAUGGACAACACCUUGAGGGUGUGGGAUGUGCGUCCCUAUGCCCCCGGCGAGCGAUGUGUCAAGGUCUUCCAGGGACAUCAGCACAAUUUUGAGAAGAAUUUGCUACGCUGUGCCUGGGCCCCAGGCAGCGAUAAGAUCUCGUCGGGUUCCGCUGAUCGUCAGGUUUAUAUUUGGGAUGUGAACACACGGAGGAUACUGUACAAGCUCCCGGGACAUAAUGGCAGCGUUAACGAUGUGGAUUUCAGUCCCAAAGAGCCGCUGAUACUCUCCGCGUCUAGCGAUAAGACUUUGUACUUGGGGGAAAUUGAGGAAUGAAAUUGUAUGAUUAAUAAACGAAGAUUCAGCGCCGA
Drosophila guanche is the source of this 1160-nucleotide messenger RNA. RefSeq names its product U5 small nuclear ribonucleoprotein 40 kDa protein. The coding region runs from base 82 to 1125 and encodes 347 amino acids. Lineage: Eukaryota; Metazoa; Arthropoda; Insecta; Diptera; Drosophilidae. Gene Ontology annotation, cellular component: catalytic step 2 spliceosome. Gene Ontology annotation, molecular function: RNA binding; protein binding. The transcript has 3 exons. The record is from RefSeq and is a predicted model, not a curated record.